AUGGUUCAAUCCCGGCUAACGGCGAUGUAUUCCCGGUUUGCGGUGUUUAUAACCCGGCUGGCGGUGGUGUUAUCCCAGCUAGCUGUGAUUACCGCCCGGCUAGGUGCGGUGCUAUCACGGUUAGCUGUGGUUGUAGCUCGGCUACCGGUGGUGUUAUCCCAGCUAGCGGAGGGUGUAGUCCGGCAGAUGGAGCGUGUGUACCCAAACGCGUCGCGCUGCGUCACUGCGCACCAAAGCUCUGCACGGACGAUGUGGUUCACCGGUGUGGCCAUCGCUUCGGUUUACGGUGUGAUCAGUGUUUUGGGUCUAAUCGGCAACAUCACGCUUAUUAAGACAUUUUGCUCUGCCAAGUCCAUCCGUAAUGUGCCCAACCUGUUCAUGUCCAGCCUGGCGCUCGGGGACGUUCUGCUGCUGGUGACCUGCGCUCCGGUGGACGCCAGCCGGUACCUGUCAGAGGAGUGGCUGUUCGGCAGAGUGGGCUGCAAAGUCAUCCCCUUCAUCCAGCUUACCUCUGUCGGAGUGUCUGUGUUCACCCUCACAGCUUUGUCUGCUGACAGGUACAGGGCUAUCGUGAAGCCGCUGGACAUCCAGACAUCCAGCACUACCAGCGGCAUUGUGCUGCGGGCGGCGCUCAUCUGGCUCCUCUCCCUGGUCCUGGCCAUCCCUGAGGCCGUCUUCUCUGACCUCCAUACGUUCAACGUCACCUCCACCAAUGAGACCUUCAUCACCUGUGCCCCUUAUCCCCAUGCUGGUGAAAUGCACCCCAAGAUUCACUCCAUGGCCUCCUUCCUCAUUUUCUAUGUGAUCCCCCUGAUGAUCAUAUCUGUAUACUACAUCUACAUCGCCCGUAGCCUGAUGAGCAGCGCCUCAGACCUUCCUAUGGAGGGGAACGUCCAUGCCAGACGACAGAUUGAAUCCAGAAAGCGUUUGGCCAAGACAGUUCUGGUGUUUGUUGGUCUGUUUGCUGUGUGUUGGCUGCCCAAUCACAUCAUCUACUUAUACCGGUCAUAUCAUUACUCACAGGUGGACACCUCUCUGGUUCACUUUGUGUGCAGCGUCGUAGCUCGGAUCUUGGCCUUCACCAACUCCUGCCUCAACCCAUUUGCCCUUUACCUGCUGAGCAAGACCUUUCAGAAGCAGUUCAACCAACAGCUGUGUUGCUGCUGUCGUAUGAUCCUGAAACGGUCCUCACAAAGCCCGACGCAUUAUAAUACCCGUGUGACCUCAGUCCGCAGCACACAUCACUCCAUGGCAAGUCUCACCAUGAUCAACGGGAGACACAUGUGCCAGGAAGACUGUGUGUAAAAGUAAAACUAAAAUAAUAC
Sphaeramia orbicularis (orbiculate cardinalfish) is the source of this 1325-nucleotide messenger RNA. Its product is annotated as gastrin-releasing peptide receptor-like. The transcript is spliced from 5 exons. Gene Ontology annotation, cellular component: plasma membrane. Gene Ontology annotation, molecular function: neuropeptide receptor activity. The record is from RefSeq and is a predicted model, not a curated record. Lineage: Eukaryota; Metazoa; Chordata; Actinopteri; Kurtiformes; Apogonidae. Gene Ontology annotation, biological process: G protein-coupled receptor signaling pathway. Bases 1 to 1305 code for a protein of 434 amino acids.